CCUCGGGUGCCGCGGUGCCUCCCCCGCAAUAGCAGCCGCGAAAAGCCUCCACCGCAAACCCUCGCCGCGCCGCAGCGACAUAGCGAUGGCCGGAGAGGACGCCGCCACCGCCGGCACUGCAGCGGUAAAGAAGCUCCCGAAGGAGGAGGAGGAGGAAGAUGAUGACGAGUUGGACAACGUUCCGCUCGCUGUUUCUAGGGCCAAAAAGGCGGGAAAUGCGAGCGCCUCCAAGGUCAAGAAGGAGGACGACGACGACGACGAGGAGGACAACCUUCCAAUCUCGCAUUCGCGGGCGAAGAAGGGAAAUGAGAAGCAGAAAGGCACCGUGAAUAGCAACACGAAGACUUCUAAAGUUAAGAAACAAGAAGUUGAGUCUGACGACGAUGAUUUCAUGCCAACUUCACAGAAGAAAAAUGCAUCUGCUGGUGCCAGUAAUGCCAAGGCAUCCAAGGUCAAGAAACUAAAAGAUGAAGAUUUGGAAGAUCUUAAGGAGAACAAGAAAAGGAAGAAAAGAGUGGGUGUCAAAGAAGGGGCAAAGAUGUCCGUUGUCAAGGGUGAGAAGGUGAAGAAAGAGAGGAAAGUGUAUGAAUUGCCAGGGCAGAAGCAUGAUCCUCCUACAGAAAGGGAUCCAUUGAGGAUUUUCUAUGAAUCGCUCUACGAGCAGAUACCCACUAGUGACAUGGCUGCAACCUGGUUGAUGGAAUGGGGUUUGCUCCCGUUGGAUGUGGCUAGAAAAGUUUUUGAGAAGAAGCAGGGCCAGAAGUUGAAGUCACCUGUUAAAACAACUGUUUCCAAGAGAAAGCCUACUUCUCCAACCAAGACACCAGCUUCAUCUGCCAUGAAGUCUGUCUCAGCUAAGAAUAGUGCUCGAAAACCCACUUCUCAAAAGAAGAGGAAGGCAAGUAGCGAGUCAGACGACGCCGAUGAUUUCGUCAUGGCUCCUAAGGCGAAAACCAAAAGGCAAAAGGUCUCUAGUUAGGUUUUAGCAUCUCAUUCUUUUUGGAAUGAGACAUGUUCUUCAGGUACCGUAAUAUGCUAGAUCAGGAUAGCCUUGGAAAAACGAUGAGAGAAUUGUUUCUUCCGCCAGGAUCAGGCAUCUGGUGUGAAGUAUGUCGGUCCAGUGUCUACAAGUACCAUUGUUGUUGAACUCAAUGUUUUAUAUCCAGAACACAGC
Molecule: messenger RNA, 1174 nt
Organism: Panicum hallii
Lineage: Eukaryota; Viridiplantae; Streptophyta; Magnoliopsida; Poales; Poaceae
Product: ABC transporter F family member 4
Exons: 6
Coding region: 86-979 (297 amino acids)
Source: RefSeq, a predicted model, not a curated record